UCUCUUCCUCUUCAUAAGAAUCGGAAAAACAAAAUACAAGAACUCCAUACGAUUAAUACGAUAAACAUGACGAGAGAAAUAAAAGCUCCGAAGGGGCGCGUUAUCGUGCCCGGAUCGGCUUCCGGGAAGCUCAUUGUAUCGCAAACGCCACUGAGCUUCAUGAUGGGCGUAGAUCCAGUCACCGGAAUGAUUGUCGACCACCACCACCCUCUACAGGGACGUAUAAUCAAAGAUCAAAUUCUAGCUAUUCCUCGGGGAAGGGGUUCUUGUUCGGGUAGUGGAGUAAUAUUAGAGUUGCUCAUGCAAGGAAAGGGACCAGCAGCCUUCAUAUUCUCCAAGGCAGAGGAGAUAUUAACACUCGGCGUUCUCGUUGCGAAGGUCUUGUUUGAGAAGUCCAUUCCGAUAAUUGUUUUGGACGAAGCCGUGUUCGCAACGUUGUCCGAUGGAGAGACAGCGCAUAUUUCGGAGACGGCCCUGCGUCUCAAUUCGCAGCAGACACACAUUGAGCUUGCUCCGGCAACACUGCCUGACCCAUCCGGUUCUUCCAUCGCAAUCAGCGAUGACGAAAAGGAAAUGCUUUCCGGAUCGUAUGGAGAAGCACGGAAGGUAUCCAUGGAAGCAAUCUACCAUUUCGCGAAGCUACAAGGAGCCACAUCAUUCAUUCCCGUUUCUGGCGUCCACAUAGACACGUGCUACUAUUGUGGUCCUUCAACACUUCUCUUCGCCGAGCGUCUGCACUCCAUGGGUGGGAAGUUCGCUGGACCGACAACAUUGAACUCCAUCUCUGUUGACCGACGGCGUUGGCGAGAACUGGGCACCGAUCCCGCAUUCGGAGAAGCAGCGUCUAAAGUCGCAGAUCUAUAUGUUGCGAUGGGUGCGAAACCUAGUUUUACAUGCGCUCCUUAUCUACGCAACGACAAGCCAAAACUAGGUGAACAAGUCGGCUGGGCGGAGAGCAACGCAGUGGUCUUUGCAAACUCAGUGUUGGGUGCCAGGACACAGAAGUAUCCUGAUUUCCUAGACGUUUUCAUCGGGCUCACUGGAAGAGCUCCAGCUGCAGGAUGCCACCUUGAUGAGGGCCGCAAGCCAAAGGUCCUGAUAGAAGUUGAACACCUCGCAAAGGUAGAUGAUUCAUUUUGGCCAUUGUUAGGUCAUCGAGUAGGAGAGAUCAGUGAAUCUGACAUUCCUUUCAUUUCUGGAAUCGAACAUCUAAAGCCUACAAUCGCCGACCUGAAAGCCUUUGGUGCUGCAUUUGCAACCACGAGUUCCGCCCCAAUGUUCCACAUCGCCGGGAUUACCCCUGAGGCUUUACAGACAGUGCCUUUGAAGCAGAACCUCAGAAAUGCGAAGAUCGCUCUAUCUGUUCUCCAAAAGACACAUCGGCAGUUGAACUCAGCUCGUGACUCCUCACUUGGGCUGAUAUCGCUGGGAAACCCGCACUUCUCUCCCGAGGAAUUCAGGAUUCUCAGCGCAUUGUGCGAGGGAAGACGUCGACACCCCGACGUCCGGGUAGUAGUCACUACAAGUCGAGAGUCAUACGACAUGGCUGAAGCAGCAGGGCAUAUUGAUACAAUCACUGACUACGGAGCUGAGGUCAUCACAGAUACAUGCUGGUGCUUCAUCACCGAACCCAUUAUACCAGUACAUGUCAAGAAUCUAAUGACAACAUCGGGGAAAUACGCGCAUUAUGGACCGGGAAUGGUACAAAGAGGUGUUCAUUUUGGUAGUCUGGCCGACUGCAUCGAUGCAGCAUGCGCCGGCAAGCGAGAAUACUACGUUCCAACAUGGCUACAUGAACAGUCCUAGCAAAGUAG
Aaosphaeria arxii CBS 175.79 is the source of this 1814-nucleotide messenger RNA. RefSeq lists its product as uncharacterized. The transcript has a single exon. The record is from RefSeq and is a predicted model, not a curated record. Bases 67 to 1806 code for a protein of 579 amino acids. NCBI's taxonomy places the organism in Eukaryota, Fungi, Ascomycota, Dothideomycetes, Pleosporales.